CGACAAAACAAAGACAAACAAAAAACAUACUGCAGAAGCUCCAGUCUCUCAGUGAGCUGAGCUCGGAGUGGGAGCCACGUGGACGCAACAAAAUGUGCCAGUGCCAAUUUCAGUCAUAAUGAUCACGUGUGGCAAGCACUAACUUUACUUAGUAAGUUCACUACGUGUUUACUUGCCACCUGGCAUUUUGAAGUCAAACUUUAUGAAGCUCCAUUCCCAUUUGUCUCUGUUGUCUGGGAACUUGCCACUCCAGUAGCCCACGCUUCCACGUGGCGCCUCCACACAGUCCGUGUCGUCGUGUCCAGUGUUGGGCCCCACCUGCCACGCCAUCCCCAAUCUAUAAAAGCUCCCUCUCCCUCACUCUCAAUUUUAGCUCUACACACACCUCUCUCUCAGAAACACCACUCAAAAUAUACACAUCACUCUAUUAAUGAACAUGUUCUCCGCUCAGCUUUCUGACUCCCCCGACCAGCCCGAGUCGAGUUCUUUCUCCGACGCCAGCGUCACCACCCUACCGGCUUCUUCCUCCGACGAAAACGUCAUAUUGGCGUCGAGCCGGCCGAAGAAGCGCGCUGGGAGGAGGGUUUUCAAGGAGACGAGGCACCCGGUUUACAGGGGCGUGAGGAGAAGGAACAACAACAAGUGGGUGUGUGAGUUGAGAGAGCCCAACAAGAAGAAGUCAAGGGUUUGGCUCGGGACGUAUCCAACGGCUGAGAUGGCUGCUCGUGCCCAUGACGUGGCGGCAUUGGCGUUCAGAGGGAAGCUUGCCUGCAUAAACUUUGCUGACUCCGCAUGGCGGCUGCCCGUGCCGGCUUCCAUGGAUACCAUGGAUAUCCGAAGGGCAGCUGCUGAGGCUGCCGAAGGGUUCAGGCCAGCGGAGUUCGGUGGAUUUUCCAGAGGGAGCAGUGAUGAGAAGGAGAUAAAUGUUGUCAUGGAAGAGAAGAAGAAGAAUUUUAGCGUGGAUAUGGAAAUAAGCAGCAGCUUGAGCUUGUUUUAUUUGGAUGAGGAGGAAAUGUUUGAUAUGCCAAGGUUGAUUGAUAACAUGGCCGAAGGGCUUCUUCUUUCUCCACCUCAAUGCUUAGCUGGCUACUUGAGUUGGGAUGACAUGGAAACUGAAGCUGAUCCCAAAUUGUGGAGUUUCUCUUUCUGAUUGAUGUUUUUUUUCAUUCAAUCUGUAUUUAUUUGUUCAUGUGUGAGUCGCUGAUAAAGAUUGUAGGGGGUUUUUUUUUUCUUGUUACAAUCUUUAGAGUUUUAGUGUGUAUUUUGUUCGAUUCAUAUGUAUUUAUUUGUAAAUUAGAGCAUGUUACUGUGGCUCUAAUAGAUAUUUAGUUGUGUUAUAGAUAUUUAGGGUUUUUUUUUUUUUGGUUUGAAAGAUAUUUAGGAUGAACAAAGUCUCC
Molecule: messenger RNA, 1397 nt
Organism: Prunus avium (sweet cherry)
Lineage: Eukaryota; Viridiplantae; Streptophyta; Magnoliopsida; Rosales; Rosaceae
Source: RefSeq, a predicted model, not a curated record